Hippocampus comes (tiger tail seahorse) is the source of this 1386-nucleotide messenger RNA. RefSeq names its product atypical chemokine receptor 4b (gene ackr4b). NCBI's taxonomy places the organism in Eukaryota, Metazoa, Chordata, Actinopteri, Syngnathiformes, Syngnathidae. The record is from RefSeq and is a predicted model, not a curated record. Gene Ontology annotation, biological process: G protein-coupled receptor signaling pathway; immune response; calcium-mediated signaling. Gene Ontology annotation, molecular function: scavenger receptor activity; C-C chemokine receptor activity; C-C chemokine binding. Gene Ontology annotation, cellular component: external side of plasma membrane; membrane. The coding region runs from base 142 to 1245 and encodes 367 amino acids. The transcript has 2 exons.
UGCGGUUUUUAUCCCCCUCUCCGGCAACUUGCGUCCACAGACACAACACGCGUUGAUGUUUGUGUGAACGUUGGACAUUUGAUUAGCCGGCGACAGACAAAAGACGGAAGAAGAAGGGGAAAAAAAAAACAGGAGAAAAACAUGGAGGAUUACUAUUACCACGACGACGAGGACGGCAGGCACAACGACAGCUACGACUACAGCUACGAGCACUCCGUAUGCGACAAAGAGGCGGUGCGCUCCUUCGCCGGCGUCUUCCUCCCGGUCAUCUAUUCGUUGGCCCUGGUGGUGGGCAUGGCGGGCAACACCCUGGUGGUGGCGGUGUACGCGUCGCGCUCGCGCCUGCGCACCUUGACCGACGUUUGCAUCCUGAACCUGGCGGCGUCGGACCUGCUGCUGCUGGUCACCUUGCCCUUUUGGGCGGCCGACGCCGUGCACGGCUGGAGGUUGGGCCCGGCCGCCUGCAAGCUCACCUCCUUCCUCUACGGCGCCAACUUCAGCUGCGGCAUGCUGCUCCUGGCGUGCAUCAGCGUGGACCGCUACCGCGCGGUGGCUCGCAGGAGCGGCAGGGGCCCCCGGGCGCGGCGGCAGUGGAUCCUGGUGUGCUCGGCGUUGUGGGGCCUGGCGAUCUUCUUGGGGUUGCCUGAACUCAUCUUCUCGACGGUGAAGCAUUCCCAUCACAGGAUGUACUGCACCGCCGUGUACCCGCCCAGCAUGGGACGCCCCGCCAAGGCUGCUCUGGAGCUGCUGGAAGUCAUCCUUCGGUUCGCGAUACCUUUCCUGGUGAUGGUGGCGUGCUACUGCUCGGUAGGCCGAGCCCUGUCCCGAGCACCCGGGCUGCGCAGAGACAAAAAAUGGCGGGCCCUGCGCGUCCUGUUGGCGGUGGUGGCCGUCUUCUUGCUCACGCAGCUUCCCUACAACGUGGUGAAGCUUUGCCGAGCGCUGGACGUCAUCUACAUGCUGGUGACCGACUGCGAGGUCAGCAAGGGCCUGGACCACGCCGUGCAGGUGACCGAGAGCCUGGCGCUGACCCACGCCUGCAUCAACCCGCUCCUCUACGCCUUCAUCGGGUCCUCCUUCAAGGGACACGUCCUCAAAACCGCAAAGCGUCUCGGGCGGCGACUCGGGAGUCGUCCCAGACAAGAGGACGGCGAGCCGGCGGUGGAGAUCGCGCUCAACACGCGCAAUCAGAACCAGUCGCAGUCGGGUUCGGAGGAACCGGAUACCAGCACCUUCAGCAUGUAAAGGCACAAGCGCAGCUCGCCUUUAAUUUGCCAACAAUUCGGCUUUUUCUUUUUAGACCUGAGAAAGGAUAAAUACUACAGUAUUUUGGUCCGAGAUAUCUGGAAGAGUGCGUUAACGUUUUAAGACCAAGUAGUCUUAGCG